Molecule: messenger RNA, 3063 nt
Organism: Ectocarpus siliculosus
Lineage: Eukaryota; Phaeophyceae; Ectocarpales; Ectocarpaceae
Source: the annotation of a GenBank genome assembly
AUGAAAAGACGAGGAGGGACCGUCGGCGGGGGGGGGCACGGUGCGGCGGGGGGGGCAUCGUCCCGCCGCGAUGGCGAGGGAAAGCUCCGGAUCCACCUGAAGCGCUCGUGCACGGACAAGAAGCUGGUGCAGGGGCACACUGCUGCGCUUGGCCUGACAACGGAUGAUUGGCACAAGUUCAAGAAGCUUCUGGCCUCUAAGACGUUCGCCGUGCACGACACAAAGCGCAUCAGGGGCGAGGACCUCACGGCCGAGUGGGCGGCGGAGAACGGCUUCCGAGAGCCUGUCAUUGCACCGGAUAAGGGCGGCAUGGGCCUUGAGGUACCAGAUUCGUCCUUCACCGUGGCGGACGUCGCUCGCGUUGUCGGCGAAGACAAGGCCAUCCGACCCAUACACGUGGGGGAACAGGCUAACAUCGAUCAGAGCAUGACGCUGGCCGAGUUUGCGGAGUACUUCGAGACGUGCACCAAGCCUGGACAAGCGAUCCUCAACAUGAUCUCCUUGGAGUUCAGUGACUCGCCGUUGGCCAAGAUGGUUCAGUCGCCGCAGCUCGUGCGAGACAUGGAUUGGCUUCACCGGUGCUGGCCGGCGGACCGUUUGCAGGAAGGACAGUUCCCUAAGGUUCAGUACUACUGCCUCAUGAGCCAGGGCGGCUCGUAUACCGACUUCCACGUCGACUUUGGCGGCACCAGUGUGUGGUACCACAUCCUAAGAGGCAAAAAGGAGUUCCUGCUGAUCCGUCCAACGAAAAAGAACCUGGAACUGUACGAGGGCUGGAUUAGGAGCCCGACGCAGAGUCAGGUCUUCUUCGGCGACCUCGCCGACACGUGCUACAGGGUGGUGCUCAAUGCCGGGGAGACUCUAAUGAUCCCCUCGGGCUGGAUCCACGCCGUCUUCACGCCCAAGCCGUCCCUGGUGUUCGGCGGCAACUUCCUGCACUCGCUCAACAUCCCCAUGCAGCUGCAGGUCCACGGUAUCGAGGCGCGGGCCAAGAUCCACAGCAAGUUCCGCUUUCCUUACUUCAAGGAGAUGAUGCUCUUCGCAGCCUCCAACUUCCUGAACACUCUCCGCGAGCAGCAGGGAGAGCUAGACGCACCUAGCACGGAAACCGCCGAAGGCGUUGCCGAUGGCCCACGAAGUGAAGUGGGGGCGACGCCUGAUGAAAACAGUCCCACGGCAGGGCCUGUAGAGGAACAGAAGCCCGGGGCGGUGGAGGCGAGCGGCGCGACAGGGACCACCGUGCCGAAGAGUGGUGGUGCCGGUAACGGCGCUCAGAACGGUGCCCGAAUUUCGCUGAGUUCGUGGGAGAGGGAAGGGUUGCGACCGCUUUUGGAGGCAUGCCGGGCAUGGAUGAAGGAACAGGAGGAAGAAGAGGGCGGCGGCAAUGAGGAGGAAGGCGUGCCGGAAGAGUGGAACCUUGCCGCCGCUUCUGCGGGAUGUUCGGACGUCAACGCCAUGCUCGCGGAGCUUGAUCGUCGUGUCUCCGCCCUGGGAGAAGAGACAACCACCGAUACCAAGGCCACUGCUGGCUCUCCCUCUUGGGCUGGACAAGCAGCCGAGGCCGACAUCCUUUCGGAUGGUAACCCUCCCGCGAUCGGUGGCCCCGGCAGCAGCCCCAAUAUCUCAACCGACGGCUCUGUCGACAGCAGCGGUGUGACGAAUGACGCAGAUCACGUGGACCCUGGUGGCGGGAGCGGAGCGGCAGCGCUUCUACUGGCGGCGGCGGCCACAGAUACCCUCGAGGCCGACGCGGGCGGGGGGGACGCGCAGAUGGCGUCAGCGCCGCCCAAUCCCACGGGCUCGACGGCCACCCCACCCGACGGGCCUUGUGGCGGUGGAGGGGAGGGUGAUGGGCCAAGGGUCCGGGUGCCGGGGAGGGGUUACCCGACCCCCGAAGACGCCGCGGCGGCGGCGGCGGCGGCGGCGUCCUCGUAUUCUAUCCCGAAGCUGAAGCUCUCGAUCAAGCCGCAGCAGGACCAGUCGUCUUCUUCCUCUUCUUCUCCGCGGGCGUCGAGCAGCAGCCGCGGUGGUGCGAGCGGGAGCGGCGGCGGCAAGGCCGGGGGGGGCGGACUUAAGUUGGUCUUGAAAGGUCCCGCGCUUUCUUCCGCAGGGGGCUCCGCGGGUUCAUCAGGGGGAUCCGCCGGUGUCGGGCGAGGUAGGAAAGGGGGGGGUGGGGGCGGGGUCAGCGCUGGGAAGAAGCGAGGGAGACAGCAGCAGCAGCAGCAGCAGCAGCAGCAGCAGCAGCGGGAGGAGAGACGAUGGAAAGAGGACUCCGAUGACUCGGACGAGUACGAGACGAGAGACGACAGCGAUGAAGAGGAGGAGGAGGAGGAGGAGGACAGCGGCGACGAUACGCGCAUCGGCAGGGGGGGCAAGCGGAAGGCGAGACCGCUCGGCAGCAGGCUGAGAGCGAUCGCCAGGCUUGGGGAUGACGCGGCGGCGGGGGACUCGGACGACGACAACUCGGCGGACGAGUACAAGCCCGAUGCUGAUGACGACGUUCUUCCAGAAGAUCAUAAGAUCUACGCCGAUGAACUCCCGCGAGAAACAAAAAAAGGGAAAUCGUCUCCGGGAGUUGGUGGCGCGCGCCCGCGUAACGCUUGGAGUGGCUUCGGCAGCGGUGCCGGAGGCGGGGCGCGAGCAGCAGGGAGUGGUACGGCCGGGCCGAGAGGGAAAGUUGGCGUGGCAGUGAUCGGCGGGGUGCAGCGAAGGCUGUCGGUGACGAAGCAGGAGGCGCUGAGGAGCAAGGGGAUGUUCAAGAUCGCGCCACCGUCGAAGGUGCCCCCGAAGCCGAAGGAAAAGAAACCGCUCACGGCGAAGCAGAAGCUCAUGGCGAAGAUGCGCCGUUAGGUCUUGUGACCACGCAGCCAUCCGUCGGUAGGGCUCUGCCUUUUGUUGCAUACAGUCUGUAGGACUUUGCCUGAGUUUUGGAUACAGCAGCUAGUAGAGUAGCUGUUGGUAGGGCUUCGCCUAAAGUGUUGCUAACAAGAGCAGUUUUCGGUAGGGCUGUGCCUAAAAUGUAUAAUAUGUCGGUAGCGAUUUGCCCCGGGGUGUGUAUCUGCC